Molecule: messenger RNA, 3675 nt
Organism: Lytechinus variegatus (green sea urchin)
Lineage: Eukaryota; Metazoa; Echinodermata; Echinoidea; Temnopleuroida; Toxopneustidae
Product: tetratricopeptide repeat protein 30A-like
Exons: 16
Coding region: 125-2074 (649 amino acids)
Biological process (GO): intraciliary transport
Cellular component (GO): axonemal microtubule; intraciliary transport particle B
Molecular function (GO): protein binding; intraciliary transport particle B binding
Source: RefSeq, a predicted model, not a curated record
AAUUCCUCCAUAUCUCCGUCGUCGUCUUGGUGAAAGAACGCUGUUACCGUGCGACGUCUGCUAUCGAAUUUUGUCGUUUCUUUCAUUUUAAAAGGGAAAAUAACAUUGCGCAUUCUUUGUGAAGAUGGCAGCACAAAACAUAAAAGAUGGAGAGUAUACAGCAACAGUAUAUACGAUGAUAAAAGAAGGGAAGUAUAUAGAUGCUAUCCACAUCCUCUCUCAGGAAUUACAGAAUCAUCCAAGGUCCCGUGCAGCUCUGUCUCUGCUGGGCUAUUGCUAUUUUCAUGUCCAAGACUAUGCCAAUGCAGCUGAGUGUUAUGAGCAGCUGAGUCAGUUUUUUCCUGAGGUUGAUAACUACCGGCUGUACUACGCCCAGGCCCUCUACCAUGCCUGUGCCUAUCCGGAGGCCAUGAAGGCCACGUUUCAAGUAGAAAACCAGGAGUACCAGCCUAAGAUCACCAAGCUACAAGCUGCUAUAAAGUAUGGAGAAGAAGAUCUGCCAGGAGCUAAGAGUCUUGUUGAGCAGUGUCCCAGCGAUGACCCCGACACAGAGGUCAACCUUGGAUGUCUACUCUUCAAAGAAGGUCGCUACGAGCAAGCAUGUCAGAAGUUCACCGCAGCCAUGCAGAUACUUGGUUAUAGAGCUGAGAGUAUUGAUUUGGCAUACAACAUUGCCUUAUGUUACUACAGUAUGAAGCAGUAUGCCCCAGCUCUCCGUAACAUUGCAGAGAUCAUUGAACGUGGUAUACGAGAACAUCCAGAGUUAAGUGUGGGAAUGACCACUGAAGGCAUUGAUGUGCGUAGUGUUGGCAACACCCUGGUCCUACACGAGACUGCUCUCAUAGAAGCUUUCAAUCUCAAGGCUGCUAUAGAGUACCAACUUAAGAACCUGGAUGCAUCCCAAGAAGCACUGACAGAUAUGCCGCCGAGAGCAGAAGAGGAGCUUGACCCUGUAACCUUACACAACCAGGCCCUCAUGAACAUGGAAGCUCAACCAACACAAGGAUUUGAAAAACUUCAAUUCCUUCUUCAGCAAAAUCCAUUCCCACCGGAGACAUUUGGCAACUUGCUUCUACUUUAUGUGAAAUAUGAGUACUAUGACCUGGCUGCUGAUGUACUAGCCGAGAACGCUCAUCUGACCUUCAAAUACCUCACUCAAUACCUCUAUGAUUUCCUGGACGCUGUCAUCACCAUGCAAACAUCCAAGGAAGAGGCGUAUCGCAAGCUGGACGAGAUGGCGACGAAACACACCGAACAGCUGCGUAAGCUCACCAAACAGGUUCAGGAAUCUCGCCAGGUCAGGGAUGAUGAUUCCGUCAAGAAGACUGUCAUAGAGUAUGAUGAAGGGUUGGAGAGAUACAUCCCUGUUCUAAUGCAGCAAGCUAAGAUCUACUGGGAUAUGGAGAACUACACUCAGGUGGAGAAGAUCUUCCGCAAGUCUGUGGAGUUCUGCAAUGAGCACGAGAUCUGGAAGCUCAAUGUCUCCCAUGUUCUCUUCAUGCAAGGCAAGUACAAGGAGGCCAUUGGAUUCUACGAGCCAAUCGUCAAGAAGAACUACGACAAUAUAUUGAGUGUGAGUGCAAUUGUUCUCGCCAACAUCUGUGUCUCCUACAUCAUGAACACAACAAAUGAAGAGGCUGAAGAGCUGAUGAGAAAGAUAGAGAAAGAGGAAGAGCAGAUAGCUUAUGAUGAACCUGAUAAGAAGAUCUACCAUCUUUGUAUCGUAAACCUUGUGAUAGGAACCCUGUACUGUGCCAAGGGAAACUAUGAGUUUGGCAUCUCAAGGGUUAUGAAGAGCUUGGAACCUUACCAGAAGAAGUUGGGUACAGACACCUGGUUCUAUGCCAAGCGUUGUUUCCUGAGUCUCCUAGAGAACAUGGCCAAGCAUAUGAUCAUGUUGAGGGAUGCUGUCAUCGAGGAAUGUAUUCACUUCCUGGAGCACUGUGAAGUGUAUGGAAGAGAUGUAGUGGCAAUUGUUGAGCAGCCCCUUGAGGAAGACCCUCUACAUGAAGGAAAGAACACGGUCACGUAUGAGGCAAGGCUUCUCAAGCACUUACUUCAAGAGGUCAUUUAGAUUAGAAUGAUGUCAACGUGGUGUUUCAUAAAGCUAUUUAUGAAAUACGAAUGACUUUAUGAACGACCUCGGGUGCUGAAUCAGAUUAUUGUUUUGAUUGCAAUCUUCAGUUGAAAACCUAUAUUCCCAGAAUUCAGAUCGUUGUCAGCAAACAUGUGAAUGCAGCAAAAUUUACCUGUCAAAGAGCGCAAUGCACCCUUCUGGGGCCUGGUGGAACAAAUUGAACCUGAUAAGAGGGAUUUCCCUGCUUGUAAAAGAGUGAUUUGACUGAUUAAAAUGACCAGGAAUUUAUUCUUUGUUGAAACACUAGGGGCCCAUCUUACGAUGAGUUGUGAUUGAUCCGAUCAAUCGCAACUGUGGAAAGCCAGCAAAGUCAACAUAUCAAAUGCAUGUUCAAAAGUUUUCUAGUUAUGAAUGUAUAUCCCUAAAUUCAUUUGCUUCUUGACAACUUGGUGUGUUCUCCUUUGCUUCUUGACAACUUGGUGUGUUCUCCUUUGUUUACAAAGGACAUUUUGCAAAUUUCCUGUAAAAUAAUAUGACACUGUUGGAUUCCAUAUAGUUACGAUUGAUUGGAUCAACCGUAACACUUUGUAAGACGGGGUCCAGGAGAAUCUAGGGAUGUCGUUCACGAGAUAGUAGUUAAAAGGGAAUCAAACUGACCAAUAUUGUGUAUGGUCUCUCAUCAACUUGUUUGUUAUGAAUAGCUACUCUUAAACUAUACCCUUUGAUGUAAGUAUUAAUACAGAAAAUAAAUUAUCCUAAAAUUUUAUCUGUAAAGAGAGGUUAACUGAUAUUCUUCAAUUCUUGCAUUAUACUAACAGCAUAUAAAGUCAGUAAUGUUCACUUGGUUAUAUUGUACAUGUAGUGAAUGAUUUCUGUUAUUAUAAUUGAGUGUAUGAUUAUUGAUAUAAGAUAAACAUGCUUUUGAAAUGUUACCAUAAAUCACAGGUUUGAUGAUAAAAGCUCACAGAGGUCUGGCUGAUUUUGAUAUGGAUGAAAAAGGUCAUUUGAAUGUAUUAUUGUAAUUGGACAAACAGCCAUUAAAGAAGGUAAAGAAUUAUUAAUUGAUAUCCAAAAUUUAAUAUUUGGGACUUUUCAAUGCACAUUCACUAAUGGACUGAUAUAUUAGUGCAUCUUAUAUGUUUUGUGUUUGCAGCGUACAUCUUUAUAUUUUGACCAAAAUAAUUUCCAUUGUGAACAAUUCAAUCAUAACCCUGAUAUGUAAUUAGACAUCAAUAUGUUUUAUAGCAGUUGGAAUGUGUUCUAUCAAAUGGGGUUAUUCCUCACUUAUUUUGAGGUUAUAUUUUAAUGAAAUUCUUUUAAAGUAUGUUUAGCGUGUGUCGAUGGACUAAAUUAGUGAUCAGGGUCCCGUGAUACAAAGGUUAGCAAUUAAUCAUAAGUUUGAUUUUCGUGAUUAAUUGUACAUCAAUCGCAGAAAAAUUUUCACCAAUUUUGUAAAUUUUGUCUUAGUGGAUUAGAAAAAUACAAAACAAAAGAAAAAGAUAUUUUUAAUCCAUUUAUUUUCAAGAGCUUUAAAUACACUACCUUGAAUCGUUAUAUUAUCGAUAUAUUAUGGAUAUAUGGAAUAAAUACGAAAAGCC